Poecilia latipinna (sailfin molly) is the source of this 2385-nucleotide messenger RNA. RefSeq names its product kelch domain-containing protein 10-like. The coding region runs from base 164 to 1417 and encodes 417 amino acids. Gene Ontology annotation, molecular function: protein binding. The record is from RefSeq and is a predicted model, not a curated record. Gene Ontology annotation, biological process: positive regulation of stress-activated MAPK cascade. NCBI's taxonomy places the organism in Eukaryota, Metazoa, Chordata, Actinopteri, Cyprinodontiformes, Poeciliidae. The transcript has 10 exons.
CACAUCAGCUGGUUAGCUGUGAGCUGCGCCUGUCGGUUUUAUUUUGUUGGGAUGCUGGUGCUCGGCUCUUGCAGUCCGAUGCCUGGACUUUAGUGAGAGGGAGUCCGGUUCCGAUCCAGUUCUUGGUACUGUGAACCGUCUCUGUGUUUGUGUCUCCAGUGAAAUGUCGUCACUUGAACCGAACGGAACCUCCAGCCACCUCAAUGAGUUUGAGAAACUGUCGUGGCGGCCCUCUGUCCGCGAUUCAGGCUCCAAGAAGCGAGCACGAUGGCUUCAGGCUCGGCGCAUCUUCUCCCCAAACGGCCUCAACCUCCGGAUCCCCAACAGGUUCCUGAAAGAAGGGCAUUGCAUACCCUCUGCCCGUAGUGGACACCGCUGUGUUGCAGACAGCUCCAACCUGUACGUGUUCGGAGGCUACAACCCCGACUUCGAGGAGGCGGGCGGGUCAGAGAAUGAGGACUACCCUCUCUUCAGGGAACUCUGGCGGUUUCAUUUCGCCACAGCCACCUGGCAGCAGAUCCGCACAGAGGGCUACAUGCCCACUGAGCUGGCGUCCAUGUCAGCUGUAUUGCACGGCAACAACUUGCUUGUGUUUGGUGGCACCGGGAUUCCCUUCGGUGAAAACAACAGCAACGACGUCCACGUCUGCAACGUCCAGUACAGACGGUGGAACCUGCUGAACUGCAAGGGGAAGAAACCAAAUAAGAUAUAUGGACAGGCGAUGGUCAUUAUAAACGGCUACCUGUACGUGUUUGGAGGCACGACGGGCUACCUCUACAGCACCGACCUGCACCGGUUGGAUCUGAGCACCAGGGAGUGGACCCACCUCAAGCCCAAAAACGCACCAUUAGAUCUACCCGACGAGAGGUACAGACACGAGCUGGCUCAAGACGGACAGAGGAUAUACAUUUUAGGAGGUGGAACCUCAUGGAUGUCAUAUCCGUUAGAUAAAAUUCAUGCAUAUAACCUGGAGACUAAUUACUGGGAAGAAAUUGUAACCAAACCCCAUGAAAAAGCAGGUUAUCCUGCUGCUCGCAGGUGUCACAGUUGUGUUCAGGUCAAAGACGACGUGUUUAUAUGUGGAGGUUAUAACGGCGAGCUCAUCCUGUCAGACUUGUGGAAGAUAAACCUUCAGACCUUUCAGUGGACGAAGCUGCCCGCCGUGAUGCCGGAACCGGCCUACUUUCACUCCGCUGCUGUCACUCCGGCCGGCUGCAUGUACAUCCACGGCGGUGUUGUCAACAUGUCUGGGAACCAAAGGACUGCCUCUCUGUAUAAAGUGUGGCUGGUGGUGCCCAGUCUGCUGGAAAUGACCUGGGAGAAGCUGUUGAAAUUGUUCCCUCACCUAACCCAGCUGUCCGCCCUUCAGCUGCUGAGCCUGGGACUGACACAUUCACUAAUUCAGAGGCUCAAAUAGGCUGAACACACAGACCAACCAACCGGGGCAGGACGGAGACUGACACUAAAGUUGGUUGUAAGUAGGUCAAAGACAGCUUGGUGACGUUAGCUGGGAAAAUACUUUGUUUUUUGCCGUCGUUCUUUUCUGUUAGAAAUUGAAAUGUCCAUCCAAGGCAGUGAAGUGGUGCACAUGUAGAACUUGACUUGUAAUUUAAAACCUCUGUGCACGUUCCUUUCUGUGUCCCAGAAAUGUGUAAAAUAUUAAGGUAAAUACAAAAAAAAAAAACAGUUCAGACAAACUAAAUAUGGCUGCAGGCAGUGUGAGUGAACAUUUUGCCGUUUUCUGCACCCAGCUGCAUUGCUAAAUCUGAUGAGAUUCCUCACUGUGACCACAUUUUCCAGCAGAUCAAAUCUGCAACUGGUUUAUACGUGCUUGGUUAGGAACCAAUUGUCAGUAAAUAAUUCUCCACUGAACACAAAUCUGAGAUGCCUUCAAAGACGUCGAACUGGGGCGGUUAUUUAAGAUGCUAUGAUGUGUUUUGCCAUUGAGCAUUUCAAACUGAAAAAUGAUCCGUUCAUUCACAACGUUUUGCUCCUGUGAUCAGAGGAAAACCCAGCAGCCUCUUUUUAAAAGGCUCACUGUGAAACUUCUGGUGCCUCUACAACCAUUUCAUUUCCUCUGGGUUCCUACGCAGCUUCCUGUACAAAAGUCCACACAUUUCCAGACUCAAAUUUCCAGAUUUUUCUGCUGAAUGUUUUUAAUUACAAAGCAAAGCUUCAGUAGUGGAGUAAAGGGCUAUUCCACCACUUUUAAAGCAACCAAUUUGGGACUAAAUGUAGUUCUUUAAAACACAAUUUGUGAACUUUUACACUUCAUUCUGUUAUGCCUAAACCUGACCUACUUUAAGAGUUUGUUUACUUAAACCCUCAAAUGGAAAAUCAAAAUUUUUGAGUUGCUAACAAUCAUUCAAUUAGUGAUGGGGAAAA